GUUAUGCUCAUAUCCACCCCAAACCUUGCACCACUUUCUCUCCAUCUCAACAUGCCAUUGGCCGUCUCGGUCCGGCGCGUCCUCUAUCGCUCUACCUGCCCUUCCCUUCACUAUCGAGAUCACCUCAUCGUACCUUACAUGUUACUCCACCAGCUGCCAUGAUUCAGUUUCGACCCCAGACUGCAUCAUCUCUGUUUGGGCACGGGAAGGUGGCAUGUACCGCGUGUUUAAACUCCAGCAUCCCUCUUCCCUACCUCCUACCUCAUCCUUGCAUCUCCAAGCAUUCAUGUUGUCAUCUUUCCUUCACCAAACAACCCUGGACUCACCUCGUCCUUUUGGAACUCAUGAUUAACAUCUCUCACAGAAGUUCAGUCUGAUGAUGAAAGUCUCAGCAAAUACAUCAUAAUUCAAAAUGGCGUCGAGACUUGACAGAUUGGUCACGAUUCUCGAAACGGGCAGCACCCGUUUAAUCCGUGACACCGCUGUCAACCAACUUGCCGACUGGCAAAAGCAGCAUCCUGAUGAGCUUUUCAACCUUCUAUCCAGAGUUGUGCCUUAUCUCCGGCAUAAGGACUGGGAGACGCGCUCUACAGCAGCCAAGGCGAUAGGCAAGAUCACCGAGAAUGCACCUCUGUAUGACCCUAAUGAGGAUGAGGACUUUGCACCAGUCAAGAAGGAUGAGCCAGAAGAAAAUGGCCACGUGAAAAAGGAGGAGGAAAAGGAUGUUGCUUCAUUCUCUUCCAGCGAGCUUCUCAAACUGGGGUCACUCAACGUAGAGCACAUCAUCAAAUUUGGUCGCCAACUUCUGAGAGGCGGCAAUAUCGAGUAUGCUCUGGCAUCAUUGGACCCACCGGCACGGCUAGCCCACCAAAAGAAGACUCUCAAUGGACGGCUUGGCCUCUUGGGCAGGGUCUUUGAGGAUGCCGAGAUGCCAGUCGUUGUCGAAAAGGAACAUAGCCCUCUUACUCCGCAGGAGUCAGCAAAUGGCCACAAUGGCAACAAGGAGAGUGCCAUCUCCCACGGUCAAAGCCAGCCGGCAGAAGAAGCAGGCUUGAGCUCUAGGCAACUCAACGUUCUCAAGAGGAAGCGCAAGAGAGAGUUGCAGAAGGCUGCUCAAGGAAAAGGGGGGUUUGGCGAUUUAACCAUGAGAAGGACGACAACAGCAGGAUCCGAAGGUUUCGACGAAACACCAGCAGCAGACGCCGACACAAAGCAGAAGAACGGGAAGGUCAAUGACUACUUCAACUUGGACAGACCAGCAGACGUCGAUGAGGAAUCAAAGGUCGUCAGCGAAUUCAAGGGACAAGUGAUACCGAUCAAGUCCGAAAUCGAGGUUGACGAGACAAUGGAGGGUGCUGAGUGGCCCUACGACAGACUUUGCGAUUUCCUCAAGGUCGAUCUUUUUGACCCUUCCUGGGAGACUCGCCACGGGGCUGCGAUGGGCAUUCGGGAAGUGAUUCGUGUGCAUGGAGGUGGAGCUGGCAGAGUUCGUUCAAAAUCACGGGCUGAGAAUGACCGCUUGAACCAGUCUUGGCUGGACGAUUUGGCAUGCAGACUUUGCUGCGUCCUUAUGCUGGACAGAUUCACCGACUACAGUUCCGAUACCUCAGUCGCUCCGAUCCGCGAAACCAUAGGACAAUCUCUCGGGUCGGUCCUUCGCCAUAUCCCGGCAGAAUCUGUUCACGGCAUCUACAAGAUUCUCUACCAAAUGGUCAUGCAGGAUGAUCUCCAGCUCGAUAUGCUUCAGUGGUCUGUUUGCCACGGUGGCAUGGUUGGACUGAGAUACGUCGUAGCGGUUAGGAAGGACCUUUUGCUGGAGGACAGUGAGAUGAUCGAUGGCGUUGUCCGUCUAGUCAUGAAGGGGCUGGAGGAACAUGACGACGAUGUCAGAGCAGUGAGCGCCGCGACCUUGCUCCCCAUGACCAAGGAGUUCGUCACAUUACGCCCUGGAUCCAUUGACAGCCUCAUCAACAUCAUGUGGGGCAGCUUGGCCGAUCUUGGUGACGACCUCAGUGCCAGCACUGGUAAGAUCAUGGAUCUACUUGCCACACUCUGCAGUUACCCCGAAGUUCUGCAGGCCAUGGAGACGUCCGCUGCGCAGGAUGAGGAGCGUUCGUUCACCUUGCUGGUGCCGCGCCUGUACCCCUUCCUACGACACACCAUCACUUCCGUUCGCUUAGCUGUGCUGAAGGCUUUGAUGACAUUCGCGAAUCUGGGAGCUGAGAACUCACGAGGCUGGCUCAACGGAAGAAUUCUACGACUGAUCUUCCAGAACGUCUUGGUUGAGAGGGAUAGAGAAACACUGGCGAUGUCAUUGGACGUUUGGACAGCACUGGUUCGCUCACUUGCACAGACGCCCGAGAUUCUUGCCGACGAGUUCGCUGCACACGUCGAGCCUCUGAUGAGACUUACACUACACCCAAUUGGUGUGUCCCGGCAUCCCUUACCCAUGCCCGCCCACCUAUUCCAAAAGCCAUCGGGCGGCACUUAUGCACCUGUCGCCGUCACACCUGCCCGGAAGGCCUCUUCCCCUGACGGGCCCGAGAGAGCAAACAAGCGUCGGCGCAAAUCUGCCAAGACGGAUGACGUUCCAGUAACCUCUCAUACCCACGACGUUGACGGGCACAUGAUCCAGGGAGAUGUGGACCUCGUCGGCAUGGAUACUCUGAUUCGAUCGAGAGUAUCAGCCGCCAAAGCCAUGGGCCUGAUCAUGUCCUUCAUUCCUAUUGCCAGCCUUGCCGAGUACGACCAGCUACUUCUCGCCGGUAUCUCCGACCGGGCUUCAUCCACACAGCUCUCAGCAUGUAUGGUCAUUGAUGAGUAUGCUACCAACGGCCCAGCCGAAGGAGCACAAAGAUACGCAGCGCCUCUGCAGAAGAUCAUUGAGACUGAACGUCCUGCUCACUACGGCGACCUCGUCAGCUUCAUGCAUCGGGUGCGAUCCCAAUGUCAACAACUUCUCAACAUGUUCCGCGAUCACGGCAAAGUGUCUAGUGGACGGCUUCCGACACUGGCUGUUCUUGUUCAAGGUGACGAGCAAGCAGGUCCAGGUGCCUUCUCCAUUGUCGUUGCAGACAAGGUCGUUGGAGAGGAUUUCGACAAGCUCAAGAAGGCCAUGUCUCCAGGACAGCGUCUGGUUGCUAGCCAGAUGCUCAGCGAGGCCAGGGAAGUGGCCGUUUCUGCGAUCACUGACGCCAAGGCCGCCAAGGACUCACGGGAUGUUCGCAUCAAAGCAGGUGCAGCUUGCGCCUUGGUUGCGAUCAAGGCCCUGCCCAAGAAGCCCAGCCCACUGAUCAAGGGCAUCAUGGACAGCAUCAAGACAGAGGAAAACCAGGUGCUCCAGAGCCGGGCGUCGGCGACCAUUGCAAGACUUGUGCAAGUGUUCAACGAGAUGGGUCGUCGCGGACCAGCCGACAAGGUUGUUUCCAACCUGAUCAAGUUCUCCUGUGUGGAGGUCGCCGAGACUCCAGAAUUCCCUGUCCACGCAGCCAAGACGGAUUGCGUGCUUUCAAUGCAGAAAGAAGAAGAUCGAGUCGAUCAUGCGGACGCUGCCAAGUGGGCAAAAGAAGUCAAGGCUGCUCGCAUCACCCGUCGUGGCGCUAAGGAGGCGCUGGAGAUUCUUUCCAAGACCUACGGCGCCGAGCUGCUCACGGCCGUACCUACUAUCAGGGUAUUCAUGGAGGACCCUCUUGUCAAAGCAUUCUCUGGCGCAUUGCCGGCUGAGGCCAAGGACCCCGAGAAUACAUUUGGCCAAGAAAUUGUUGACGCCUUGUCCCUUAUUCGGACGCUGAUGCCAACACUUGACAAGGCCAUGCAUCCAUUUAUCAUGGAAAAGGUGCCGUUGGUGAUCAAGGCCCUCCAUUCCGAGCUCUCCGUCUUUCGCUACAUGGCAGCGAAAUGCAUGGCUACAAUUUGUAGCGUUAUUACUGUCGAGGGUAUGACAGCUCUCGUCGAAAACGUCUUGCCAUCCAUCAGCAACCCUAUCGACCUCAACUUCCGUCAAGGUGCGAUCGAAGCCAUUUACCACUUGAUUGCCGUGAUGGGCGAUGCCAUUCUUCCCUACGUUAUCUUCCUCAUUGUCCCCGUUUUGGGCCGCAUGAGCGACUCCGAUAACGAGAUUCGCCUCAUUGCGACAACCUCUUUUGCAACAUUGGUCAAGCUCGUACCCCUGGAGGCAGGCAUUCCAGACCCCCCAGGUCUGUCUGAAGAGCUGCUCAAGGGUAGAGAUCGCGAACGAACCUUUAUUUCCCAACUGCUGGACCCCAAGAAAGUGGAAUCGUUCCAGAUUCCCGUCGCUAUCAAGGCAGAACUUCGUUCCUACCAGCAAGAUGGUGUCAACUGGCUUCACUUCCUCAACAAGUACCACUUGCACGGCAUUCUUUGCGACGACAUGGGUCUUGGAAAGACCUUGCAAACCAUUUGCAUGGUUGCCAGCGACCAUCACCAGCGCGCUGAAGAAUUUGCGAAGACAGGUGCACCUGACGUGCGCCGUCUCCCAUCUCUAGUUGUCUGCCCUCCUACGUUGUCCGGCCAUUGGCAGCAAGAGAUCAAGACUUAUGCGCCCUUCCUGAGCGUCACUGCUUAUGUUGGCCCGCCAGCCGAGAGAAAGAGUAUGAAGGAUAACCUGGACAAGACCGAUAUCGUCGUUACCAGCUACGACGUUUGCCGAAACGACGCCGACGUUCUUGCAAAAUACAAUUGGAACUACGUCAUCUUGGACGAGGGACAUUUGAUCAAGAACCCGAAGGCCAAGAUCACUAUUUCCGUCAAGAAGCUGGCCAGCAACCAUCGGCUAAUUCUGACCGGAACACCCAUCCAAAACAAUGUGUUGGAGCUCUGGUCCUUGUUCGACUUCUUGAUGCCCGGCUUCCUUGGUGCGGAGAAGGUGUUCCUGGACCGGUUUGCAAAGCCAAUUGCCGCAAGUCGCUUCAGCAAGGCGUCUUCUAAAGAACAAGAAGCAGGUGCUCUCGCUAUCGAGGCUCUCCACAAGCAAGUCCUGCCGUUCCUUCUGCGACGUCUCAAGGAGGAGGUACUGGAUGAUCUGCCACCCAAGAUCUUGCAGAACUACUACUGCGACUUGAGCGACCUCCAGAAGAAGCUGUUCGAUGACUUUACCAGAAAGCAAGGCAAGAAGCUGCAAGAAGAGGCCGGUCGUGAAGACAAGGACGCCAAAUCGCACAUUUUCCAGGCCUUGCAGUACAUGCGAAAGCUCUGCAACUCUCCAGCCAUGGUCAUGAAGCCCGGCCACGGCAUGUACGAAGAGACUCAACGCAUUCUUAACAAGCAAGGCACCAGUCUCGAGGAUCCGGUUCAUGCACCCAAAUUGACCGCUUUGCGAGACCUACUGGUCGACUGCGGCAUUGGUGUGGAAGAAGCCGAGUCGAACGAUCCUCUGUAUCAGCCAAUCAAGCCUCACCGCGCCCUCAUCUUCUGCCAAAUGAAGGAGAUGUUGGACAUGGUUCAGAAUACGGUUCUCAAGACUAUGCUGCCAGGCGUCACUCACCUUCGUCUAGAUGGUGGGGUCGAAGCCAACAAGCGACAGGACAUCGUCAAUAAAUUCAAUAGCGACCCGUCGUACGACGUCUUGCUUCUGACUACCAGUGUCGGAGGUUUGGGGCUCAACUUGACGGGUGCCGAUACGGUCAUCUUCGUCGAACACGACUGGAAUCCGCAGAAGGAUAUGCAGGCCAUGGAUCGAGCUCAUCGGAUUGGUCAGAAGAAGGUUGUCAACGUAUACCGCUUGGUGACCAGAGGCACUCUGGAAGAGAAGAUUCUGAGCUUGCAACGCUUCAAGAUCGAUGUAGCUUCAACCGUGGUCAAUCAACAGAACGCCGGCUUGGCCACCAUGGAUACAGACCAAAUUCUGGAUCUCUUCAAUCUUGGGGACACAGGGCCCAGUCUCAUAUCAGACAAGCCGCAAAACACGAUGGAGGGUAGAGAGGAGGAUAUGGUGGAUAUCGAAACGGGAGACGUCGUCACGGGCAAGCAACCGGGCAAGAAGGCUUGGCUUGACGAUUUGGGUGAUCUUUGGGACAAUCGCCAGUAUGAGGAGAGUUUCGAUCUGGAUGGUUUCUUGAAGACCAUGCAGUAAUAAAUACCCCCGACCACGGUCGUAUCAGUAGGAAGUUGGAGGGAGGCCGUUGAGAGCCUUGUGUAUGGAGUUUAGCCUGGCAUCUGGUUUAGACAAGAGCGACUUGGAUGCCUUUUCGAUAGGGAGGCUUGAGACCUCUCACGCAAUAGUGUACUCAUAACGAAACGUGUGCGCGGAAACACCUGUACUAUAUGAUACUAGCAAUUUAACGACUCAAACGACGCAAGUUGGGUGGAAGAAAACAGCUGAGCAUUUAAAUCACUUUGAC
Molecule: messenger RNA, 6359 nt
Organism: Colletotrichum godetiae
Lineage: Eukaryota; Fungi; Ascomycota; Sordariomycetes; Glomerellales; Glomerellaceae
Product: SNF2 family domain-containing protein
Exons: 3
Coding region: 413-6091 (1892 amino acids)
Molecular function (GO): ATP binding; DNA binding; ATP hydrolysis activity
Source: RefSeq, a predicted model, not a curated record